This is a messenger RNA of Sorex araneus (European shrew), 2033 nucleotides long. It is a transcript of the gene MAEA, whose product is annotated as macrophage erythroblast attacher, E3 ubiquitin ligase. Gene Ontology annotation, biological process: proteasome-mediated ubiquitin-dependent protein catabolic process. Gene Ontology annotation, cellular component: cytoplasm; nucleus; GID complex. The coding region runs from base 85 to 1389 and encodes 434 amino acids. Lineage: Eukaryota; Metazoa; Chordata; Mammalia; Eulipotyphla; Soricidae. Gene Ontology annotation, molecular function: ubiquitin protein ligase activity; protein binding. The transcript is spliced from 10 exons. The record is from RefSeq and is a predicted model, not a curated record.
GCGGGCCCGCCCGCGCGCAGCGUCACUCCCCGGCGUGCCGCGCGCCGAGCUUCGCCUCCACCCGCCUGUUUUGGCCGACCCAAGAUGGCGGUGCAGGAGUCGGCGGCCCAGCUGUCGAUGACCCUGAAGGUGCAGGAGUACCCGACGCUCAAGGUGCCCUAUGAAACUCUGAACAAGCGCUUUCGUGCUGCGCAGAAGAACAUCGACCGUGAGACGAGUCACGUAACCAUGGUGGUGGCUGAGCUGGAGAAGACCCUGGGCAGCUGCCCUGCCGUGGACUCGGUGGUCAGUCUGCUGGAUGGUGUGGUGGAGAAGCUCAGCGUCCUCAAGCGGAAGGCGGUGGAGUCCAUCCAGGCUGAGGACGAGAGUGCCAAGCUGUGCAAGCGUAGGAUCGAGCACCUGAAGGAGCAUAGCAGUGACCAGCCAGCGGCCGCCAGCAUGUGGAAGCGGAAGCGUAUGGACAGGAUGAUGGUGGAGCACCUGCUGCGCUGCGGCUACUACAACACUGCCGUGAAGCUGGCACGCCAGAGCGGCAUUGAGGACUUAGUGAACAUCGAGAUGUUCCUGACGGCCAAAGAGGUGGAGGAGUCCCUGGAGCGCCGAGAGACAGCCACAUGCCUGGCCUGGUGCCACGACAACAAGUCCCGGCUGCGCAAGAUGAAGGGCCGCCAAGGCGAGCAGGACGUGAAGACGGGACGCAGGGGUAGAGCGGCCAGUGGCUCCCCUAAAGAGAGUGAGGAUCUUGGUAUGGAGCCCCUAAAAGGAAAGCCUGAAUUGAGCUGCCUGGAGUUCAGCCUCCGAAUCCAGGAGUUCAUUGAGCUCAUCCGCCAGAACAAGAGGCUGGACGCUGUGAGACAUGCAAGGAAGCACUUCAGCCAGGCCGAGGGAAGUCAGCUGGAUGAGGUCCGGCAGGUGAUGGGCAUGCUGGCCUUCCCGCCGGACACACACAUCUCCCCCUACAAGGACCUCCUGGACCUGGCCCGGUGGCGAAUGCUGGUGCAGCAGUUCCGGUACGACAAUUACCGCCUGCACCAGCUGGGGAACAGCUCGGUGUUCACCCUCACCCUGCAGGCUGGCCUCUCAGCCAUCAAGACCCCACAGUGCUACAAGGAAGAUGGCAGCUCCAGAAGCCCCGACUGCCCUGUGUGCAGCCGCUCCCUGAACCAGCUGGCCCAGCCACUGCCCAUGGCACACUGUGCCAACUCCCGCCUCGUUUGCAAGAUCUCCGGCGAUGUGAUGAAUGAGAACAACCCACCCAUGAUGCUACCCAAUGGCUAUGUCUACGGCUACAAUUCUCUGCUCUCUAUCCGUCAAGAUGAUAAGGUUGUUUGCCCGCGAACCAAAGAAGUGUUCCACUUCUCACAGGCGGAGAAAGUAUACAUCAUGUAGGCUUCGGCUUGGCGCUUGCCGGGCGGCCGUGGGCACGAGGCACCGGUCCGCGCCUGCCUCGCCUUCCUGCUUCUUGCGACCAAAGACCAGUGAGCAACGAAGAAUGCUCUGGGAAGAGAGGAAAUCACUCUAGCAAGUUUGUACUGGAAAACAUUUGGUUGGUAGGAUUUUGUAACAUAAAUCAGCUAUUUGAUGCUUCUGAAAUGAACUUUCACCUUUCAAAGAAACUUUCCUUUAAAGACUGAACCUGAAGGGAAGGUAGUACAUUUCACAGAUGGGAAUCGACCUGCUGUGUCCCCACAGUUGCUCCCUUUCGCUAAUGACGAACCUGGGGAGCCACCCUUGGUGGCUGCUGGCUCCCGUCAUCCGUGCGCCUUAUUUCCUGCUGAAGAACGGACUCCUGCAGAGGCCUACCAGACCAGCGUCUGGAGGCUUGGCUGUGUGGGUCCACAACUCAGAACUAAACACUGCUCAUGCCAGAAAUGAACCUUCUGUUGAAAUCUCACUGCUGACUCCAAUCAGACAAGCGUCCCACACACAGCCACAACGUAGAAGUACUUAGCACCUAUUUUUGCAUGUUGGUGUCGAUUAGCUAAUAAACUGUAAAUGUAAAACCUGUUAAUAAAAGGGUUUUCUAUUUCUCA